AUGGCACGCCAGCGGGACGUUACGGUGCCCAGGGCCUGGCAGGAGCACUCCCGUCCGAAGCCGGAGAAGGUGCAUGGAGGUCCACCGUCCAAGUUUGCAUCCGACCGUAACCCUGUCACUGCCUUCUUGCGCGAAGCUGGCCUCAUCCAGUAUGCCAGGGUCUUGAACCAUCAUGGCUUCGACGACAUGGAAACCUUGCUUUGCAUGGAGGAUGAGCACAUGCGGGAGAUGGGCAUCGCGACCGGCCACAUCCUCAAGCUCAAGAGGCACCUGCGCGAGCAUGCGCUAAAGCGGUUCGGGCAGCGGGAGCCCGCCAGCCAGUCAAGUCAGAUCGCCGUACCCCGUUUUGGAGGCGGCGAGACGCAGGGCCAGGCUUACACUAGCGUGCAAUUGAGCUGGAUGAAGCUCAAGGACGAGAUUGGCUUGAGCACUGUGGGCGGCCUCUUCUACCAGAAGUUCUUCGCCUUGGAACCCGAGGCAAAGGAGCUGUUUCCUUUGAGCAUGCGCUUCCGCUACAUGGACUGGGACGCGAGCGAAGAGGAGGACCCGGAUGAUCCGACGCAUUCCCCAGCUUUAAAGAACCUAUGGGCCAAGUUCAUCUCAGUCGUGGGAAGUGCGGUGGCGGGUUUUCAAGACACUUGCCGGCUUGUCCCCAUGCUGCAGCAGUUGGGCAUCCGGCACGCUGGCUACGGCCUGAAGGAGGGCUACUUCCACCUUGCUGGCAAAAUUCUGGUGGAUUGCAUUGCGGAGGGACUUGGGAAAUCUUUCACCAAAGAAGUGGAGAAUGCCUGGGUCAUGGUUUCCGGCUUCAUGGUGGCGACAAUGCUGUCAGGUUUCAGCAGUGCGCAAAAGGACAUCCAGGAUGCGGAAGAACGCCUCCGGUUCAGCUUGCAUCCCUCGGACGCUGAGAGUACGGCCCUUGGCGAGACAGAGCUCGAAACGGAUUUGGACUCGCGACAGAUCACUCCUGAAGACUUGGACGUCUACCGUCAGUAG
This is a messenger RNA of Symbiodinium sp. CCMP2456, 996 nucleotides long. Lineage: Eukaryota; Dinophyceae; Suessiales; Symbiodiniaceae. The record is from the annotation of a GenBank genome assembly.